Rattus rattus (black rat) is the source of this 795-nucleotide messenger RNA. RefSeq lists its product as uncharacterized. Lineage: Eukaryota; Metazoa; Chordata; Mammalia; Rodentia; Muridae. The record is from RefSeq and is a predicted model, not a curated record.
AUGCAACUAUGUGAAAAGAGUGACAUGCUAUUAGAUAUUAGUGCUACAUGUAAAGUGACUAAUUGUUUUGCCAAAUUCUUUGGUGUCCCUGACUUGACUUUAUAUUUAUUCAAUGUCAUCUUCAAAUUUAACAGUUGGACAGAGUGCAUCUACAAGCUGAGUGGCUUCCUUAGUAGCUUAUCAGCUUUCGUGUUGGAAAUACUCAUUGCAAGCAGCUUAUGCUGGCACCUGUGGGAAUUUGAAAACAAUGUUGUGCAGUAUAUGUCCUUUGGACUGUGGGAAGUAUAUUUUCCUCAACAACUUAAUGUCUCUGGAACACUAACAAAGAUGCUGGUGUACACCCCAAUUGACACAACAUGGAAAAUUUCAACUGAAAUUUUGUAUGCACAGAAUCUGAUAGUAUGGGCCAUUUUGAUGAAGCCUGUAGUUCUGGUUUUCAGUGCAAUGGGCACUAAAAUCAGCUGCAUGAAAGACACACUGGACAUGCAGAUAUAUUGCUACAAGAUUUCUGCCAUAAUUUUGUGUGUCAGCAAAAUGUUCACAUUUGUUUCUGUGACCUGGGACCACAUGGUAGACUUUUAUGCCCAAAUCACUCUUGAAUUUCCACCUGAUUUUCGUGUUAAGAAAGAAACCUUAAGAAGAAAAUAUUUAACUGCAGUGUUACCAGUAGGCCUCCUAAUAGACACCAUGUCAUCCUUUGGUGUGUUCAUGUUUGUCUCUGAGAUAAAGCAUUUGAAACUACAGAGUCCUCUGAAAGACAAGUGUGGUUCUAAAACAAAUCCAAUCGAGGCCUGA